CCCAAAUCUCCUUUCGAUCUCGCCUUUCUCUCGCCCAAACCGCGCGGCGUGACCGGACCGCCAUGUCCUACGACGCCGUGGUCAUCGGCGGCGGCAGCGGGGGAAGCGCCUUCGCCAAGCGGGCGGCCGGCUAUGGCGCCAAAGUGGCCCUGGUGGAGCAGGGCCCCCAGUGGCAGCCCAACAAGCGCCGCAGCGGAGCAGGGCCGGGUGGCACUUGUAUGAACGUGGGCUGUGUGCCGAAGAAGCUCAUGUUCAUGGCUGCUGCACAUCGUGAGAUGAUGAUCGGGGAGGCGGCCACUGCCAAGGGCUAUGGCUUCACCGUGCCUGAGGGAGCUGGAAAGAUCGACUGGAAAGGCUUGAAGGAGCGCCGCGACAAGUACGUGGCCAAAUUGAAUACCAACUACACCGCCGGCUGGAAGAAGGAAGGUGUCGAAGUCAUCGAAGGCUUUGCCAGCUUCACAGACGCGCAGACCGUAUCAGUGCAAUGCAACGAUGGCACCACUCGUGUCUUGAAGGGCCAGCACAUCCUAGUGGCUUGUGGCGGGCUGCCCUCCGAGCCAGACAUUCCGGGGGUGGAGCAUGCGAUCAACAGUGAUGGCUUCUUCGAGUUGGAAGAGCAGCCGAAGAAGGUGGCGGUGGUGGGAGCUGGCUACAUUGCAGUGGAGAUGGCUGGGAUCCUCCAUGCUUUGGGCUCUGAGACCCAUCUCUUCUUCCGCGGAGACACAGUGCUACGCCGCGGUUUCGACCCCUUCAUCGUCCAGACCCUCAUGGAGGCCAUGGAGCAUCAUGGCCCAGUCCUCCACAGAACCAGCACGCCCGCACGAAUCAGCAAACAGGACGAUGGGCGUCUCACCUACGUUGCGACGGAAGGGCCGAUGGGCGAGGAGGCAAUCUUGAAGGAUUUCGAUUGCAUUCUGCUGGCAAUUGGCCGCAAGCCGGUGUCAGACCGCUUGGGAUUGCAGAACACGGGCGUGGAGCUCAACAAGUCAGGACACAUUGUUGUGGAUGCCUUUGAGAACACCAACGUGCCAGGAAUCUAUGCGAUUGGCGACGUCACCUCCACGGGCUACGAGCUCACCCCAGUGGCCAUCGCGGCCGGGCGGCGCUUGGCGGAUCGGCUCUUCCUCAAGGAGGGCCGCGCUCGGAUCGCCUACGAGCUCAUUGCCACGGUGGUCUUCAGCCACCCGCCCAUCGGUUGCAUCGGCCUGACGGAGCCACAGGCGAAGGCGGAGUUCGGCGAGGAGAACAUCAAGGUGAAGCAGUCCCGCUUCGCGAGCAUGCUGUAUGCCUUCAACGAUGAUGACAAAAAGGUGAAGACAGCGUUGAAGUUGGUGUUGAAGCUUCCAGAGGAGCGGAUCGUGGGGCUGCACUGCAUCGGUCCUUCCUCGGAUGAGAUGAUGCAAGGCUUCGCGGUGGCCGUGCGGAUGGGCGCCACCCGCGCAGACUUCGAGGCCUCUGUGGCGAUCCACCCGACCAUCGCGGAGGAGUUCGUGACCUUCGGGGGCUGGGGUCAGCAGCAACAGGGUGACAAGGUCAGCGCUUUGUUGCCUCCAUAUCUCAGUUGAUGCAGUGCGGCAGAGCCUGGAUCAGUUGGAUCUAUUGGUGGCACUGAUGAGCCGAGGGUUUGCGACCUGCUUGCUGAAGCCGACCCAUGGGUGGAAGCGGCAUGUUUCAUUCACCACUCUCCAAAUCCAGGGGA
This is a messenger RNA of Durusdinium trenchii, 1699 nucleotides long. The record is from the annotation of a GenBank genome assembly. NCBI's taxonomy places the organism in Eukaryota, Dinophyceae, Suessiales, Symbiodiniaceae.